Messenger RNA from Thlaspi arvense, 1650 nucleotides. The record is from the annotation of a GenBank genome assembly. Lineage: Eukaryota; Viridiplantae; Streptophyta; Magnoliopsida; Brassicales; Brassicaceae.
AAAUUAGUGAAGCCCAAUCGCAAAUCCAAUCAUACUCUCGGCAACGCCGGUAGAAAGGCGAACACCGGCGAGAUCGAUUUGCACGGUGAAGACGAAUGUGGCGGCGAAGUAACUUACCGGGAAACCCAGAUUCUGAUCAGAGCAUAUCGGAGGAAGAGGAAGAGCACGACAAUGUUAGUUUGGGAGAAAAUGAUAUGUGGCCAAGUGAGAAUGCGAAGAAAGAGGGAGGAUUAGUACUUCAAACAAAGCUCGAAAAACUCAUAGGUUGUGGUGGUGAACUAAAUUACGCUAGGGAAGCAACUCUGAGGAAGAUAUCUUCCUCUCUUGGGGAUGACGUAGAAGUUCCUGAUUCCCCCGAGGAGAGUUAUGUUGCUUCUUCAACAAGAGCCGGAUCAAUAACAUGCAUAUCCGCUCAGCAAAGUGGGUCAGAUGAUGAGAUUCCACAUGAUGAACAAGUGGCAACUUGGUCUACGAUAAGUAAAGAAACCAAGUCACUAAUCCAUUUGAAUGGUAUUGCUUCAGACUCAUCAUCCCAUGCAUCUGGCUUCAGAGCCAAGAGAGUUGUCAAAGAUCAUAUGAGGCCGAAAUUUUCAUUCCACUCACAUACUCAUGGAGAAACGUUAUCUAAGAUAAGUGACAUGGCCGAAAACUUUGACCCUGCUGCUGAGCAGGCGAUAGAGGAGGAGGAGGAGGAAGAUCCAAUCGCUGAAUGCGCCAACGAUUCUGUUGCUGAGUCGAUGGAGGUUCUAAACGGGUACACUGAGGAUGCGGUAGCCAAGCUUUUAGUCCUUCCUUCAGACAAGCUUAGAGUGAUGAAAAGAAGCUCUAAACCGUACAGCAGGCGCUUGGGAAAAAGUUUGAAAUUUGCUCAUAAGGGAAGUUCAUCGAACUUCCAAGAUUGUGAUACUGAUGAUGAACUUCCUGGACCCAUGGAUUGUGAAUCAUCAUCACACGAUGAUGAGCCUAGUUAUCAAAGCCCAGUGCCAAACGAUUCCAACCAGAAGAAACAAUUUGUUGGAGACCGGUUUGAUGAAGCAAUAAAAGCUUCCUCUUUGAGCAAGGAAGGUCUCUUGUUCGGUUCACCUAAACUAUCUGGCGGCUCUGGCCUGUAUGGGAAGCUACAACAGAUCAUGAAACAAGAAAAAGAGACGGAAAUAGAAAUCACGAAGAAAUUGCAGGGUGGAGUCGGACAAGCAGAUGCGUCGAGCUAUGUGGAUGUAAAUAUCAUGACAAGACACUUGGAGGGAAAGCUGGUUGUCUGCAAAUGCUCUGUCAUCGACCUUUCUGGGGACUCCCUCUUGCUUAAGAGCACACAAGCUCUUGCGGCCAAAGAAACAGAAACAACAAUCAUCUUCAAUCCUAAAGUUUGCGCGGAUGUUGAUAUCGAAAUCGGGAGCUUUGUCCGUCUAUAUGCGCCAUGGAACGAAAUGGAAAUGAAGAACACCAAUGAGGUGAUUAUUUUGUGUUCAUAUUUCUCAAGUCUGUAAUGUAUAACUCACACAAAUGUCACUAAAACCCAAAAAAGAAGCAAUAUGUAAAAACUUUCAAAUGAUUUGAUCACAUCAUAUAAAAUCGAUAUUUAAAGCUCUGAUUAGCGGGUUCGUGGAAAAUGAAAUGAAUAAUCAACUUAACUGAAAAAUUGCAGAAUAU